Messenger RNA from Letharia lupina, 576 nucleotides. RefSeq lists its product as uncharacterized. The transcript has a single exon. The coding region runs from base 1 to 576 and encodes 191 amino acids. NCBI's taxonomy places the organism in Eukaryota, Fungi, Ascomycota, Lecanoromycetes, Lecanorales, Parmeliaceae. The record is from RefSeq and is a predicted model, not a curated record.
AUGCCUUUCCGAGUUCCUGCGAGGCUCACCGUGCUCCAAACCUUUAAAUACUCUUUCGCAGAUCCCGCGAAAGCCCCUCUUGCUAAGGCGCUCAAUUUCAAUCCCUUUAUGAUACGCAGUGGCCUCAUAUCGCACUCAGCAACCACACUACGCAAGAUUGUGAUGCUCGCUCAUCCGAAUGAUCUCGCACCACCUUUCAUGGGCUCGCUCCGAGAGUUCUCAGCACUCACAGAAUUGCGAACGAAUCACAGCUGCCUGGUAGGAGAGGACUUUUAUCGUCCGACGUUAUCACAGAUCUUGCCCUACUCGCUUCGCCGUUUAGUACUAGAUGGCCAGAAGCGCUCGAUGUUGAAUGAGGUCAAUGUUGACCCUAUCGACUUCGCUGUAAGGGCUGCGGUAGAUGCCGAGGCAGGGUGGGGACUUCCUCGGACCUGGCCCAUUGAGGAGCUUGUGUUCACCGGAUAUGAGGAAUUCGUGAAAGACUAUUUGAUGACAAGCGCUGAGGAAGUGUCCUUGGUCGUCAAGUUUUUGACAGGAGAUGAGCUUGAUCAAACAUCCUUAGCAAGCUCGCACUGA